UUCUCAUGAGGGGGCAGGGACCAGAAUGGGUCCCGGGGUGAGCUUUCAUGGGGUGCAGAUUUUUGGGUGUACUAUUGUGAGAUAUUUUAUGAAAUUUUCUUGGAAAAUAGCUUUUUGGAACAAAUAUAGUGUAGAGAAUGUUUUUAGUGCGUAUAGUCAGUAUUUUGGCAAUGGAGCAUGUACUUUUGUACUACCUUUCGGGGGCCAAGUAUCAGAAAAGACUAACGAGAUGCUUUGUGCAAACCACAUCCAACCUAGAUGAACGUCUAGAAUAUAUUCAUGAUAUAUUCAGCAGUAUGAAAGCUAACAUAACGAAGUUUGCACUUCAAUGGGGCCCAGGUUGCUAUUUAGCUGGUGACUUGAAGGUGACAUUUCUGCGUCUUAAAGCAGCACAGUGAAGGUAGCAGCAGCUGGAAAGGUAAGAGCCCCCUCCCCCCCUUCCAGACAUACUGUAAUAUACUAGUGUGGUCAUAUGUGAAGGAUUGCAGGAGCACAUGCUGUUCCUUCAUUUUGUGAAAGCAGAAAAAAAACCACAUUUUACUAAAAUGCAAAAAAUGUUUCUGGAAUGGUGCAUGUCUUUUUAAAGGUGUAUUUACAUGAAUAUUUGCAUGAAAGGCAUCCGCCGAGAGGCUGUUCUUUGUGCAUCUGAGUUGAGCUUUGGGCUGCUAAUUCCCUUUUACAGGAGUGGGAUUAUGUGCUAUUCUAAAUCCCAAUCCCCAUAUGGAGUGUGUGUGUGUGUGUGUGCGUGUGUGUGUGUGUGUGUGCAUGCACAUGGAUGAUGUCACGGCCGGGACGAAGGGACAAACAGGAAAUCAAACAUGGCAGAUUGACGACAUGGCCUGGCCAAGCCAUACCGGUUAGCAUUCUCAUUAUGAAAUAUGGGACAUUUUCUGGAAAAAUAAGGGAAAUUCUGAUUUUCCACAAGAAUUUCGAGGAAAAACAUGGCAACUAUUAAGAUACGAAUACGAUAAAAUACGAUAAAAUAUGAAAACUGGAGGGUGGUUUAUAGAUGCUGCUUUAUGCACAAGUUUAACAUUUUUUAAUGCAUUUCAUCCAAGCAAAACAUUUCAAUGGUUGCAGCUGCCGGGGUUCUGCAAUGACGUCAGCCUCCCUCUGAGCUCCUCGAGCUCUCUCUGGUGGACAGAGGCAGCAUUGCACAGCUUUGGCAGGAAUAACCAACGAAAUGCUUUGUUGGGAUGAAAUGCAUUAUGGGACAAUGAGUUUCACUUUUCAUUUUAAAGCGAUAUUGUAUAUUUCUUAGCUACCUUUAGAUUGUUAAGUGGCUGUGUGAUGAUUUGAGCAUUCUUUGUAAGAUGAUGGGUGAGACUAUCAUAUGGAGUAAUGACCUCCUGCUAUCUCCAAUGUGUUGAUAAGAUCAUCAUAGUGAUAGCGGUGAGUCUAUAAAGUAAAGGUGAGUAAAAUACCGAGCCAAGAACGCCGUUGGAUGCUAGUUCCAACGUGGGUGCAUCAUAACUUAUCUCCUUGAUCCACAUGCUCCACACCGUCAAGAUCUUCAGUAGACAUGAUGGCACAUAGAAGAUGUAGAAGACCUUGUUGCUCCGCCCAUUUCCUCUCAUUCUCCAUUUCUGUCAGGGACAUGAGGCUUACGGGCCAGGGCAAGGGGGCGGGGUCAAAGAGGCUCAGUCUGGGGGAUUAUCAUUGUACUCUCCACACACACACACACACACACACGCAAUUUAGGCUGAUUUGGAUGACUGCUGAGGUUUUAAGCGAGGACUUUAAUCAUUCCCAUCAGCGCAUCCAAGUCUUGGUCAGGCAGUCGCCGUGGAAACGAGCAGGCUGGAGACAAAAAAAAGUUUGUCCGCUCGGGAUAUGAGAUCUUAGUGGAGGACAGGCAGAUGGAGGGAGAGUGGGCCUAUCUGAGCGGAUCCAGAGGAGGAGGGAGGAGGACGGAGAGGAUGUGCUGGCGGGAGGAGAGGAAGAGGAGGAAGAAGGUGGCGGAGGAAGGCCCCGCCAGCCUGCAGAGACACCUGGACAACUCAUCAUCGGUGUCCAGCGGCUCGUACGGUACCAGAACCUUUAUCGAACACCACGAUGGUCGCAGUUCGGCGGCGAGCAACCUGGACGUGGCGGAUCGGCUGACCUACCUGGAGCAGAGGAUGCAGAUGCAGGAGGACGAGAUCCAGCUGCUGAAGAUGACCCUGGCCGAUGUCCUCAAGAGGCUCAACAUCUCCGAGGAGCAGCAGGCCGCCACCGCCGCUGCCGCCGGGGGGAGGAGGAUGCCGGGCGCUAAAGGGAGGCCGUUGUCGCUGGCUCUACCCUCCAGACCCCCCAUGGCGGCCUCCACCGCCGCCAGCUUGAGGAAGAGCUCCACGCUGCCCUCCAGCGCCACGGGCAGGAACUACAGCCCUACGCCUUCUCGCAGUGGCGUCAGGAGCCCAGCGGGAAGCGUGAAGGACAGUCCUUGUAAGACCCCCAAAACACGGCCAUGCUCAUCAGCUUCCACCUGUAAAACAGCCAAUGAAGGGAGCAGCAGGUCCAGGGAAGGAUCGGUAACUUUAGGGACAAGGCGAGUGACAAACUGCAAAGUGACUAUGCAGAUCUAUCUGAGCCCCCACGCAAGAAAGACUGGGUCUUCUGAGUCUUCGACCGCGUCCGCCCCCAGUGUGCCUGCCGGUGGCGGCGGGCCAGGUCAUCCUCAAGCGAGGGGUGGAGCCACCACAGAGGCGCGGAGGAAGAGCCCGUCCUUCACUUUGAACCUGCAGAAGACCACCACUAACGUCAGCAACAAUAAGAAUACACAACAGGACGCUGCUAACUUCACAGGUCCACUCAAGUCGCCCAGUCACUACUUUCAGAUUUGUUACUGAGGAAGCAAAACAUUCAUCUUCUUUAAUAUCAUCUAAUAUCUCAUCUCUAUUAAAAAGCUAAAACUCCUUUCUUGGACAACAUUUGGCCAUCUAUUGAAUUCAGUUACUUUAGACAUCUUUCAUGUUUCCUGCUUAUUUGUUGUUUGUUAUUGCUUUUUUAUCAAGUGUGUGUGUGUUUUUGCACUGUUUAACUUGCUGUUCUGUAGUAGAACUUCCACAUUAUGCAUUUGCUAACACACAGUACUGUACUAUACGUACUAGAAUGUAAGGUUAAGUAGGGAUGAAUAAACUAACCGUGCUGUGAUGUCAAA
Molecule: messenger RNA, 3142 nt
Organism: Doryrhamphus excisus (bluestripe pipefish)
Lineage: Eukaryota; Metazoa; Chordata; Actinopteri; Syngnathiformes; Syngnathidae
Source: RefSeq, a predicted model, not a curated record